AUGACUAAAACAGAAUCGGAUGGUGUUAGUAUGCUUCACUGUUUAUUUUUUACUUUUUUUUCGUGAUUUAACAGGAUCUACUUGAAAAUUUUGGUGGAUACGUGUGCAUCGCCAAACAAAAUGAACAUUUCUUAUAUUGAUUUGGUCGAUCAGUUGAAGCACGCUGGGAAACUUUGGUAUCUUGUUAACCCCUAUGAGACAACCUUCGAAUUCCCGUACAAAGUACCUGAUUAUCAGCAGAAGGUAUGGUUACCAUUCUUCGUUCUCAUCAUACUGGAGCAAAUUAUAUUGGUGUCCAAAAAAAACCGAUUCCGUUUGAACGAUCAAAUGACAUCCUUAUCUCACUGGUUGUUUCAAGAAUCUGGCCGUAUUGUCUUCCGCGGUGCCGAAUAUUACGCGUACAUCGUAAUUAACGAGAGAUAUCGCUGGUGGAAUCUACCCUGGGAUUCAACAUGGACUUGGUGUAUCACUGCCGUGGGGGUGGAUUUCUGUUACUAUUGGGUUCACCGCAGUAACCACGAGAUACACUUUUUAUGGGCUCACCAUCAAGUGCACCAUAGCAGCGAGGAGUUCAAUCUUGCGGUUGGUCUGCGGCAAUCCAUUUUGCAACACUGGUGUAACUUCAUAUUAUAUUUACCCCUCGCCUUAUUUAUACCUCCAUCGCAUUUCAUUGCACAUAAUCAAUUCAAUUUAAUUUAUCAAUUAUGGAUUCAUACGACUGUCAUCGAUGAUAUGGGACCGUUAGAAUUAAUAUUCAAUACACCGAAACAUCAUCGCGUGCAUCACGGUUGCAAUUUAUAUUGCCUGGACAAAAAUUACGGCGGCGUUCUUAUCAUAUGGGACAAGCUAUUUGGAACAUUUAUGGAAGAAAAAGAAAAGGAGGAAAUCAUUUAUGGCUUAGUCGUUAGUCCUCAAUCUUUCAAUCCUUUGUAUUUACAGACAUUUUAUACUAUACAGUUAAUUCAAAAAAGUUUACGGAUGUCAACUUUUAUGGACAAAUUGGCUGUUUUUUGGAAAGGUCCCAGCUGGUUUCCAGGUGGUCCUCGUUUAGGUCUUGACGAAUACAAAAUUAACGUCACGUCUAGGGUUAAAUUUGACACCCAUAUAUCCGCAUGGCAAAAUUUCUAUAUACUUGUGCAUUUCUGCCUAGUUUUCUACCAUCAUCUUCAGUUAUACGACGAAGUACAGGAAUCAAAGACCACAUCUUCCGGAUCUAUAUUUCUCAGCAAUUUGUUCGCUCUUACCACAAUUGGUUUAUUGCUCGACAAAUCAUCCUAUGCUGGUAUAAUAGAGUUCAUCCGAUGCUUUGUCUACUUGAGUUUAUCAAUAAUACAUAAUUCAAUAGAUGUAUACAUGCAUUAUGUAUAUAUUAUUUCUUGCUGCAUCUGGAUUUUGUAUUUUCUUUGUAAAGUAAAAUUAAAUUUAACAAAUAUACGAAAAUAA
Habropoda laboriosa is the source of this 1443-nucleotide messenger RNA. RefSeq names its product alkylglycerol monooxygenase-like. Gene Ontology annotation, biological process: lipid biosynthetic process. Lineage: Eukaryota; Metazoa; Arthropoda; Insecta; Hymenoptera; Apidae. Gene Ontology annotation, cellular component: endoplasmic reticulum. The record is from RefSeq and is a predicted model, not a curated record. Gene Ontology annotation, molecular function: iron ion binding; oxidoreductase activity.